GAUUUGACGAGUAACGCUCUCGCCGGCCGUCUGUUUGGCAUUCCUGUGGCGGGAACCAUGGCGCACUCUUAUGUCACUUCCUUUUCCUCUCUGGAGGAGGUGUGGCCACAGACUCUGGUGCCCUGCGGCGGCGGAGGCCCUAUUGACUUCAUCUGUCUGGUGAAGGGCUGGCUGGGUCGCGUCUGCCAGCUGUUGGGGUCAAAGACGAGCCUCGUUCGGGAGGGAGAGCUGGCGGCCUUCCUGUCCUACGCCAUCGCCUACCCGCAAAACUUCCUGCCUGUGAUUGACAGCUACAGCGUCAGCUGCAGCGGUCUGCUGUGUUUCUGUGCCGUGGCUCUGGCUCUGUAUGAGCUGCAGUACCGGCCGCUGGGCGUCAGGCUGGACAGCGGGGACCUCUGCAGGCAGUCGCUGGAAGUGCGGCGCGUCUUCAAAGAAUGUAGCCAACAGUGAGACACUAAUAACACAACAU
Sinocyclocheilus rhinocerous is the source of this 469-nucleotide messenger RNA. RefSeq names its product nicotinate phosphoribosyltransferase-like. Gene Ontology annotation, cellular component: cytosol. Gene Ontology annotation, molecular function: nicotinate phosphoribosyltransferase activity. NCBI's taxonomy places the organism in Eukaryota, Metazoa, Chordata, Actinopteri, Cypriniformes, Cyprinidae. The record is from RefSeq and is a predicted model, not a curated record. The transcript is spliced from 3 exons. Gene Ontology annotation, biological process: NAD+ biosynthetic process via the salvage pathway. Bases 58 to 450 code for a protein of 130 amino acids.